Molecule: messenger RNA, 1416 nt
Organism: Aspergillus pseudotamarii
Lineage: Eukaryota; Fungi; Ascomycota; Eurotiomycetes; Eurotiales; Aspergillaceae
Exons: 1
Coding region: 1-1416 (471 amino acids)
Molecular function (GO): oxidoreductase activity
Source: RefSeq, a predicted model, not a curated record
AUGUUCCUCUCGUUGCGUGCCCCCUGGCGCCUCCUACACGCCAUAUUUCUCACAAUAGCCCUCGUAAAAGCCCAACAACCCUCAGAAGAAGACUUCUCUCCGGAGGACGUAAUAACACGCGAUGUGUGCAUUCUCGGCGGAGGUGCAACAGGCACCUACGCAGCGAUCCGUCUAAAAGACAUGAACAAAAGCAUCGCAGUCGUCGAGCGCAACGACCGCCUCGGCGGACAUACAGAAACCCUCUACGUCGAGAACGGUGAUCAUGUCGAUUACGGCGUGCAAGGCGUCUUCAACUACGAUAUCUCGAAGAAUUUCUUCAAUCGACUCGGCGUACAAUGGAAACCGGUCACGCCGGGCUCCCUCAUCAAUAAAUACGUCAACUUCAAAACCGGACACGAAGUCCCUCCUCCCUCCCCCGCCGCUGUAGACACCGUCGCAGCCCUCCUUGUAUACCGUACUGCUAUCCUCAAAUUCGACUACCUCAAAGACGGCAUCUAUAACCUUCCCGACCCCGUCCCAGAAGAGCUCCUCUGGCCGUUUAGCAAGUUCGUCGAGAAAUAUAAGUUCGAAGCCGCCCUCAGGGUGAUAUACACCUUCGCCAAUGCAUUAGGCGAUAUGCUCGCCAGCCCAACGCUAUACGUUAUCCAAGUAUUCGGUAUCUCACACAUAGACAUUUUCCUCCAAGGAGGAUACAUCACGCCGAACAACGGGAUGUCCGAACUCUACCGCAAAGCUAGCGAGGUCCUAGACACAGACGUUCUAUAUAGUGCCAAAGCCACGAAGACCAUACGCUCAGACACCGAAAUCAAAAUACUCACCCAAGACACCUCUGGGAAGAAAAAGCUCAUCAAAGCUAACAAACUUCUCAUCACCUUCCCCCCCAUCCCCGAGAAUCUAAAUGGCUUCGACCUCUCCCCGGAAGAAAUAUCCCUCUCCACCAAACUCCUCUGGAAAACCUACUACGUCGCCGUCCUCAAGAACACAGGAAUCCCCAACGACAUCAACGUCCAAAACGUCGACCCGGACCAGAAGCCAGGGAAUCUCCCACUAGCCCCUUUCCAAUGGGCUCUCCAGGACAUGGGUCCCAAUAACUACCUCGCGAGCAAGAUCAUUGGAGACAUGAACUUCACGGACAUGCAAGCCCGGGACCUCAUUGUUGCUGAUUUACACCGUAUGGGAACGGCGGGCACCUUUGAUAUCCGGAAGGAUUGGGAGAUAGCGGCUUUUGGGAACCAUAAUCCGACGUCGUUGAUGGUGGGGGUGGAGGAUAUUCGGGAUGGGUUUUAUCGGAGGGUGUAUGACUUGCAGGGACGGAGGGGCACGUUUUGGACGGGGUUGACUCUUGUUUCGGAUUAUUCGGCUUUGUUGUGGCAGUAUACGGAGUCUGUUGUUGGGGAGAUGGUGAAGGGGGAUUAA